UGCCGCCGAGAGUUUAGAAAUCCUAACGUGCAUUGCAUGCAUUACGAGGCCUCUUUCUAACCCCUCACAAAUUGGCGUGUGAAGUGAGGUCUAGACAUUCAAUGACCUUGGACACCUUGCUAUGAGCCUUCUGCAGAUAAGACUGACUGCUAUCGAAGCCUCACCACCAACCUUUUCCGCAUGACGCCCGACCUCUUGACUUCGAAUCUUCAAUACAGCAAUAUACUCCGGAUGAUGUUACACGAAAUGAGACUCUUGAAUGUGGGGAAAUGCUACGGCUCAAGUCAAGACUAAAGGAUCGGAUCCAUCCAUCGGCCGACAGGUCAAGCAGAGAUAGGCAGGGUCCCAUCCUGGGCAUUCGACAUGGGUUCAUUUAACAUCCAAGAUGACAAGCGAACUUGUCUAAUCAUGGCCUUUUGCUUUCGACUCGUGUUGACCGUUUCGGCUAUUGCUCAGCUAACUCCCUCGACUGCGUUCUCGCAUCAGGGCUCUCAGACACUCGAUGGUAUGCUGACAGAUUGGAGUCAACACAAGACGCAAUUAUCACAUCAUCAAACCAAGUCAUAGACUCCUAGUGCAUGAUGUUUGCAGGAUAAACCCACAUGGAAAUCGCGAACUCGUGCCAUCGAAUUCUCCGGGAUCGACAUGAGAGUUCAUCCACCCAUUCACAUGCGGUGUGCCAUUGGCCCGCCUUUUCAGAUAUAUCCAACACCACACGACGUGACAUUCGUGUCAGCAAACUCUCAAUGUUCUUCACAUGCAUACCCAACCUCUUCACUUCUUGACGUUCCCCGCAACGAUUUUCUUCUCAUGGAUGCAAAGAAAGAACCCAGAGCAAAGCUUUCUUUGGCGAUACCUCUUACUAGCCUAUUCACAGGCUUUCCAAUAAGGCAUACACCCUGUACCAGAUAUCUCCAACUGACGCCAAAUGUUCUCCAAUCUACAAACGGAACUUUACAGUAUCCACUUAGCCAAGCGCAAAUAUUACAUCCUUUGAAACCAUAACUCAAUAGUUUCGGGCGAAUGGUUUAGUGGUAUAAUACUCCCUUAGCAUGGCUUCGUUGCUCAUCAACCCUUCAUCUGGGAGUGGUCCAGGGUUCGAUUCCCUGUUCGUCCAACCAUGGUAGUCACGUUCUAUCGUCUCACUCUUUUUGCUGCUCAAACACUCGAAAUGCUUCCAGAGCUCUCAGCGGAUGACGCAUCAAGACUAUACUUCACCCUGUUAAUUCAGAACGUGUAUGCUAUUUGAACGAGUGUAAGAUGCUUGCUGAGCCUUAG
Fusarium odoratissimum NRRL 54006 is the source of this 1278-nucleotide messenger RNA. RefSeq lists its product as uncharacterized. The transcript is spliced from 2 exons. Bases 646 to 1005 code for a protein of 119 amino acids. The record is from RefSeq and is a predicted model, not a curated record. Lineage: Eukaryota; Fungi; Ascomycota; Sordariomycetes; Hypocreales; Nectriaceae.